This is a messenger RNA of Sesamum indicum (sesame), 1612 nucleotides long. RefSeq lists its product as uncharacterized. The record is from RefSeq and is a predicted model, not a curated record. Gene Ontology annotation, molecular function: calcium ion binding. Lineage: Eukaryota; Viridiplantae; Streptophyta; Magnoliopsida; Lamiales; Pedaliaceae.
AAAAAAUUAAAGAUAAUUGUCUCGUUUGACAUUGGUCUAAUAAUAAGGAAGAAAUCGUGCUUUGAUAUCCAAAGAAAGCACUGUUUCCUUUCUCUCUCUUUCACCUUCGCUCGUAUGUAUAAAUAUCCAACAAGGAAUCACAGAAAAGAUGAAGAAAACAAGAGUGGGAAGUCGGUGGCCAUUACAGUCACGAGAAUCACACACGAAAGGAGAAAGGGCCGAAAGGGUUUGUAGUAUUUGCAUUAAUUAAAGAAAAAGCUAAAAGGGUAGGGGGGUUGGGUGAGGUGGGGUGGGGGAGUUUUGGUUUAUCUGGACAUGCACAAGAACAGUAGCGGUUCAAUGAAGGAGAAAAGUAGUAGUAGUAGUAUUAGUAGUACGAGUCAUGAGGUGAUGGACGGUUCGGAUAUAAUGGAGUUGGUUGAGAAUGAGAAAGUUUUUAGCAACUUUGUGGAUCAUAAGUUUCAAGAACUCGACAUUGACUGCGACGGUAAGCUCUCUGUCCAAGAGUUGCAACCCGCUGUUAACGAUAUAGGCGCUGCUCUUGGCUUGCCGGCUCAGGGAACUUCUCCUCACUCUGAUCAUAUUUAUGCUGAGGUUCUUAAUGAAUUUACACAUGGAACACAAGAAAAAAUAAGCAAGACUGAGUUUAAAGAGGUUCUGUCAGAUUUCCUACUGGGCAUGGCUGCUGGUUUGAAACGAGAUCCUGUAGUAAUUCUCCGAAUUGAUGGUGAAGACCUUCAUGAGUUUGUCAAGAGUCCAACUUUUGAACCAGAAAUGCUUUCUAUUUAUUCCGAGAUUGAAUUGCCUGAUGGAUCCCUUAAAGAUUAUAUCGUCAAGGCUUUCCAGAAACUCACGGUUGACCAGGGGAUGCCUCCUGCAACAGAUCCUUGGGUCAAGAGUAACAUUCUGGACCCAGCUCUAGAAUCGCUUGGAGAUGCACUUCAGCAACCUGUUUCACAGGAAACAUUUUUGGCAGAGUUUAAGAGAGCUGCAGAGAAUGUGGUGCAGCUUCUCAAGGAACAGCCAACUAUUGUUGCUCACAGUCAGAAUACCUUUGAUGGGAGUGGCAUUCGGAGACUCUUGUCUAACAAAUUUGAGUUGGAUAAGACACUGGAUUCUGCUUUGAAGGGUGCACCCAGAGAUCGCAAUGGGAAAAUAUCAAAAGAAUAUUUGGGUGUCGCGCUUGAUUCUUUGGCUGCUUCUGCUGGCCUACCUCCACUUGGUGCCGUUGAUCAGAUGGAUGACAUUAUGAAUGAAGCUAUUAAAAUGUUCGAUGCUGGUGAUUCUAAAACGGUAAAAGAAGAUGAGUUCAAGAAGCUAUUGACAGAAAUUCUGGGAAGCAUCAUGCUGCAGUUGGAAGGCAAUCCAGUUUCUGUAUCUAUAAACUCGGUCGUGCAUGAGCCGAUUGCUUCGUCCUCCACCCUCCUGCACCCACCGUCGCCAUAGUUAAGCGAAGAAGUUAUGUGAUAGCAGCAGAUAGUUGCUAAUAGCAGCAGAUAGUUGCUACCAUCAAGCACUUGUUACCACUAUAUAGUUGCAUGGAUGUGUAAAAAAUUUACACUCUGAUAAAAUUAUUCCAUAAUCAUGAAUACUAAUUACAAUUAAUUCUUAA